CAUCGCCUGCUGCUGCCGACAUCUUCCUAUUACCACUCCAAGAUCCCGUCCCAUAUUUAAGAGCGGCCCACAGAUCGAUAAUGCGACUUGAUUGAUGUUUGAAAGGAGUGACAUUGCCUAGUUUGGAGCGUCCGGUUCGCUUCAGCAGCACAUUCGUCUUGAUAAAAGGAGCCUCAGCCUCCUGCUGGGCUUCACUUAGCGACUGACCGUCGGUAAGAUCCAUCAUUUUCUCUUCUGGUGGCUGUCAGCGUUGGCGGAUCUGUGUUUGACCUGCAGCACUGAAGAAUAUCUGACCCGACUCUACAAGGGACUGUUGACCCGGUAUGUAAGAAACAACAGAAGACAUUAUUUAGUUGGAAAUAUUUCAAGGAUUAAUGGGACCUGAGUUUGUCUUCUUUCUUUCUUUUUUUAUCCUGAGGUAUCAACAUGAGCAGCGAUGCCGAGAUGGCCCAGUACGGGCCGGCGGCCAUCUUUCUCCGCAAACCCGAGAAGGAGCGGAUUGAGGCUCAGAACCGGCCGUUUGAUGCCCGGACAGCCUGCUUCGUUCCUGACGCCAAGGAGCUGUACAUCAAAGCAGUCAUCCAGAGCAAAGAUGGUGGCCAAGUCACCGUGAAGACGGCAGCUGAUGAGAUGGUGACGGUCAAAGAAGAGGACUGCCACCCCAUGAAUCCCCCGAAGUACGACAAGAUGGAGGACAUGGCCAUGAUGACCCACCUCAACGAGCCGUCUGUGCUGUUCAACCUCAAGGAUCGUUACGCGGCCUGGAUGAUUUACACCUACUCCGGCCUCUUCUGUGCCACGGUGAACCCCUACAAGUGGCUGCCGGUCUACGACCCGCAGGUGGUGGCGGCCUACAGGGGCAAGAAGCGCAUGGAGGCCCCGCCGCAUAUUUUCUCCGUCUCUGAUAACGCAUAUCAAAAUAUGCUCACAGAUCGUGAGAACCAGUCUGUCCUGAUCACUGGAGAAUCCGGCGCAGGGAAGACCGUCAACACCAAGCGUGUCAUCCAGUACUUUGCGACAAUCGCAGUUGCUGGUGGCGAUAAGAAGGAGCACUCGCCCGGCAAAAUGCAGGGGACUCUGGAAGAUCAAAUCAUCUCAGCGAACCCUCUGCUGGAGGCGUUUGGGAACGCCAAGACUGUGAGGAACGACAACUCCUCGAGAUUUGGUAAAUUCAUCAGAAUUCACUUCGGAACCACAGGAAAACUGGCUUCCGCCGACAUUGAAACCUAUCUGCUGGAGAAGUCGAGAGUGACGUUCCAGCUGUCAGAGGAGAGGAGCUACCACAUCUUCUAUCAGAUAAUGACGGGACACAAAUCAGAGCUGAUAGAAAUGCUUCUGAUAACAACAAACCCGUACGACUUCCCCAUGAUCAGUCAGGGGCAGAUCUCGGUGGCCAGCAUCGACGACAAAGAGGAGCUGUUGGCCACAGACAUGGCCACCGAUAUCUUGGGCUUCACCAACGAAGAGAAGAUGUCCAUCUACAAGCUGACCGGCGCUGUGAUGCAUUAUGGGAACAUGAAGUUCAAGCAGAAGCAGCGCGAGGAGCAGGCGGAGCCCGACGGCACCGAGGUGGCAGACAAAGUGGCCUUCCUCAUGUGUCUGAACUCUGCCGACCUGCUGAAAGGCCUCUGCUACCCCAGAGUCAAAGUGGGGAACGAGUACGUCACCAAAGGCCAGACGGUCCCUCAGGUCACGAAUGCCGUCAGCGCUCUGGCCAAGUCCGUGUACGAGAAGAUGUUCUUGUGGAUGGUGAUAAGAAUCAACGAGAUGCUGGACACCAAGCAGCCGCGGCAGUUCUUCAUCGGGGUGCUGGACAUCGCCGGGUUCGAGAUAUUCGACUACAACAGCAUGGAGCAGCUCUGCAUCAACUUCACCAACGAGAAGCUGCAGCAGUUUUUCAACCACCACAUGUUCGUGCUGGAGCAGGAGGAGUACAAGAAGGAGGGCAUCGACUGGGAGUUCAUCGACUUCGGCAUGGAUUUGGCCGCCUGCAUCGAGCUCAUAGAGAAGCCGAUGGGCAUCUUCUCCAUCCUUGAAGAGGAGUGUAUGUUCCCCAAGGCCUCGGACACUUCCUUCAAGAACAAACUGUACGACCAGCAUCUUGGGAAAAACAACGCUUUCCAGAAGCCGAAGGUGGUCAAAGGCAAACCGGAGGCUCACUUCUCGCUGGUGCACUACGCCGGCACUGUGGACUACAACCUGACCGGCUGGCUGGAGAAGAACAAAGACCCUCUGAACGAGUCGGUGGUGCAGCUUUACCAGAAGUCGUCCAUGAAGCUGUUGUCCUUCUUGUACGCUUCAUUCUCUGGAGCUGAAGCAGAAUCGGGUGGAGAUGCUGGAGGUGGAAAAGGUGGAAAGAAAGGAGCGAAGAAGAAGGGCGGCUCGUUUCAGACGGUGUCGGCAGUUUUCAGGGAAAAUCUCGGUAAACUGAUGACCAACCUGAGGAGCACCCAUCCUCACUUUGUGCGCUGUCUGAUUCCAAAUGAGGUCAAAACACCAGGGAUCAUGGACAACCACCUGGUCAUCCACCAGCUGCGCUGCAACGGCGUGCUGGAGGGCAUCAGGAUCUGCAGGAAGGGAUUCCCCAGCAGGAUCCUGUAUGCUGACUUCAAGCAGAGAUACAGAAUCCUGAACGCCAGCGCCAUCCCCGAGGGACAGUUCAUCGAUGGAAAGAAAGCUUCUGAGAAGCUUCUUGGCUCGAUUGACCUCGACCACACACAGUACAAGUUUGGCUCGACGAAGGUCUUCUUCAAAGCCGGCCUGCUCGGCACUCUGGAGGAGCUGCGAGAUGAAAAGCUGGCCUCUCUGGUGACUCAGACUCAAGCGCUGUGUCGUGGUUACCUCAUGAGGAAGGAGUUCUCCAACUUAAUCGCACAAAAAGACUGCGUCUGGAUUCUGCAGUACAACUUGCGCUCGUUCAUGAACGUGAAACACUGGCCGUGGAUGAAGCUGUUCUUCAAAAUAAAGCCACUUCUGAAGAGCGCAGAGACGGAGAAGGAGAUGGCGACCAUGAAGGAGGACUUCAUCAAAUGUAAGGAGGAUCUGGCCAAGUCAGACUCCAAGAGGAAGGAGCUCGAAGAGAAGAUGGUUUCUCUUCUGCAGGAGAAGAAUAAUCUCCUCCUGCAAGUGCAAUCUGACUCAGAAAAUCUUUGCGACGCGGAGGAGAGAUGCGAAGGCUUGAUCAAGAGCAAAAUCCAGCUGGAGGCCAAACUCAAAGAGGUGACCGAGAGGCUGGAGGACGAGGAGGAGGUGACCGCCGAGCUGACCGCCAAGAAGAGGAAGCUGGAGGACGAGUGCUCCGAGCUGAAGAAGGACAUCGACGACCUGGAGAUGACCCUCGCCAAGGUGGAGAAGGAGAAGCACGCCACGGAAAACAAGGUUAAGAACCUGAUGGAGGAGCUGGCCGGUCAGGAUGAAAACAUCGGCAAACUGACCAAAGAGAAGCGAGCUCUUCAGGAGGCUCAUCAGCAGGGACUGGACGAUCUCCAGGCUGAGGAGGACAAAGUCAACGCUCUGACCAAAGCCAAGUCCAAGCUGGAACAGCAAGUGGACGACCUCGAGGGUUCGCUGGAGCAAGAAAAGAAGAUCCGCAUGGACCUGGAGCGAGCCAAGAGGAAGCUGGAGGGGGAUCUGAAACUCACCCAGGAGUCCCUGAUGGACCUGGAGAACGACAAACAGCAAUCUGAGGAGAGGAUUAAGAAGAAAGAGUUUGAAAACAACCAGCUGUCCAGCAAAAUUGCAGACGAGCAAAUGAUUAACAACCAGCUUCAGAAGAAGAUGAAGGAGCUUCACGCUCGUAUCGAAGAACUGGAGGAGGAAGUCGAGGCCGAGCGAGCCGUCCGAGCGAAGAUCGAGAAGCAGCGGUCGGACCUCUCCAGGGAGAUCGAGGAGAUCAGCGAGCGGCUGGAGGAGGCCGGAGGAGCCACGGCCGCCCAGAUCGAGAUGAACAAGAAGCGCGAGGCCGAGUUCCUCAAGCUGCGGCGCGACCUGGAGGAAUCCACGCUGCACCACGAGGCCACGGCCGCCGCCCUGCGCAAGAAGCAGGCGGACAGCAUGGCGGAGCUGGGAGAGCAGAUCGACAACCUGCAGAGGAUCAAACAGAAGCUGGAGAAGGAGAAGAGCGAGCUGAAGAUGGAGAUCGACGACUUGGCCGUCAACAUGGAGACGGUGGCAAAAGCCAAGGUGAACCUGGAGAAGACGUGCCGCUCGCUCGAAGAUCAGCUGCUAGAGAUGAAGACGAAGAGCGAUGAAAACACGCGACAAAUCACCGACCUCAACAAUCAGAGGGCUCGUUUUCAAACGGAGAACGCUGAAUUUUCCCGACAAAUGGAAGAGAGAGAAAGUCUCAUUUCCCAGCUGACGAGAGGAAAACACGGCUUCACAACACAAAUCGACGAGUUGAAACGCCUCAUCGAGGAGGAAACAAAGGCUAAGAACGCCCUGGCUCACAGUUUGCAGUCGGCCCGUCACGACUGCGAUCUGAUCCGGGAGCAGUUUGAGGAGGAGCAGGAGGCCAAAGCCGAGCUGCAGCGCGGUUUGUCCAAAGCCAACACGGAGGUGGCUCUGUGGAGGAACAAAUACGAGACGGAUGCCAUCCAACGCACCGAGGAGCUGGAGGAGGCCAAGAAAAAGCUCGCUCAGCGUCUCCAAGAGGCCGAGGAACAAAUCGAGGCUGUGAACUCGAAGUGUGCCUCGCUGGAGAAAACCAAACAGCGACUCCAGAACGAGAUGGAGGACCUCAUGGUGGACGUGGAGCGCUCCAACAGCUUGGCUGCCACCCUCGACAAGAAGCAGAGGAACUUCGACAAGAUUCUGGCCGAGUGGAAGCAGAAGUACGAGGAGUCUCAGGCGGAGCUUGAAAGCGCUCAGAAGGAAUCUCGAUCUCUGAGCACGGAGCUUUUCAAACUGAAGAACUCGUACGAAGAAGCCCUGGAUCACCUGGAGACGAUGAAGAGGGAGAAUAAAAACCUGCAGCAGGAGAUCUCAGACCUGACGGAACAACUCGGGGAGAGCGGGAAGACGAUUCACGAGCUGGAGAAGUUCAAGAAGCACGUGGAGACGGAAAAAUGUGACAUGCAGACGUCGCUGGAAGAAGCCGAGGCCUCCCUGGAGCAGGAGGAGUCCAAGAUCCUGCGCGUGCAGAUGGAGCUGAACCAGAUUAAAGCCGAAGUGGACAGAAAAGUGGCGGAGAAGGACGAAGAGAUCGACCAGCUGAAGAGGAACAGCCAGAGGGUGCUGGAGUCCAUGCAGGCCACGCUGGACGCCGAGGUCCGCAGCAGGAACGACGCCCUGAGAGUGAAGAAGAAGAUGGACGGGGACCUGAACGAGAUGGAGAUCCAGCUGAGCCACGCCAACCGGCAGGCGGCCGAGGCUCAGAAGCAGCUGAGGAACAUCCAGGGACAACUCAAGGACGCCCAGGUCCACCUGGACGAGUCUGUGCGAGGUCAGGACGACAUGAAGGAGCAGGUGACCAUGAUGGAGCGCAGGACGACCCUGAUGCAGGCGGAGAUCGAGGAGCUCCGAGCGGUCGUGGAUCAGACGGAGCGGAGCCGCAAACUGGCCGAGCAGGAGCUGGUCGACGUCAGCGAGCGGGCCGGACUGCUACACUCUCAGAACACCAGUCUGCUGAACACGAAGAAGAAGCUGGAGACGGACGUGACUCAGCUGCACACCGAGAUCGAGGAAGCUGUUCAAGAGGCCAGGAACGCUGAGGAGAAGGCCAAGAAAGCCAUCACUGAUGCGGCCAUGAUGGCGGAGGAGCUGAGGAAGGAGCAGGACACCAGCGCUCACCUGGAGAGGAUGAAGAAGAACCUGGAGGUGACGGUGAAGGACCUGCAGCACCGACUGGACGAGGCUGAAAACCUCGCCAUGAAGGGCGGCAAGAAGCAGCUUCAGAAGCUGGAGGCCAGGGUCCGUGAGCUGGAAAACGAGCUGGACGCUGAGCAGAAACGCUCCACAGAGGCCGUGAAAGGAGUCCGGAAAUACGAGAGGAAAGUCAAAGAGCUCACCUAUCAGACUGAGGAGGACAAGAAAAACAACGUGCGGCUGCAGGAUUUGGUCGACAAGCUGCAGAACAAGAUGAAAGCGUACAAGCGACAGGCCGAAGAAGCCGAGGAGCAGUGCAACGUGCACAUGGCCCGUUUCAGGAAGGCUCAGCACGACCUGGAGGAGGCCGAGGAGAGAGCUGACGUGGCCGAAUCUCUGGCCAACAAGAUGCGAGCGAAGAGCCGAGAGAUAGGGACGAAGGGACAAGAAGGACAGGGAGAGUAGCUGAGCGUCGGAGGAAACCUGCAUGAGAGUGAAAGAGUUUAUAAUCUAUAAAACAAUAUUUAUAUCGUGUCAUGAGAACUUUUAUCACUAAAUAUGAUCAAGAGAUUCAUCAAGAAAGUACGGAAGCCCUGAAGGAAAGUGAGGAAGUAAAAUAAAAACAUUCUGAUGAUCAAUUUUCUGAAUCUGAUCUAAAUUGUUUCAUCAUACACAGAAAAAUCCUGACAAAGAAAAAACAAUAUUUUCACCUGACAGAACUUUUUUUUCUUAUAACUUAAAGUUUGACCCUGUUUUACAGAUAUAAAAGUGUGAUUGGCCUCUUUGGGCUUCCGUACAUUACUGACCAUUAUCAUUUAUACAUAUUUAAUCACAUAAUAAAUCCAGUAAUGAUGAAUAUUACAUUUAAAAUCACCACAUUUAGUUUAUUUUGCUCAUUUCAGGUUAUUAUUCUGAAUAAUUAUCAAAGCCACAUUAAACACAUUCAUGUCUCCAACUAAUGAAAUGAGAUUAAUGCUAAAAUAAUAAUAAUAAUAAUAAUAAUAUGGAUUUAAUUGUAAUUAAUUGUUUUCUGCUUCUUCUUCUUGUGUACACAGGCUGGUUCAUACACCCAGUAAACUACCUGAAGCACCUUAUUAAAUAUUAAAACACAAUAAAAGUGAAGUGAUGCUGAAUCUUCUUCAGGCUCGAUGAUGACGAGACUGUUGGUUCAUUAAUCAGCUCACACGAUCCGUAAUAUUAGAUAUUAAUCAACAAUAUUCCAGCAGAAGACGACGACUGUAAACACGGGACAGAAAGUUUAAGGAACAUUUUCAUCUUGUUAUAUUUAUUCUUCAUAUCACCAGAAGAGCGUUUUGUUGUUCUGAUCGAUCAUAUUUGUCUAUUUUCCAAAUCCAGGUCACCAAAUUUCACAUUUCAUGUUCUUGUUUUUGUUGUUUGCUGUUGUUUUUAGUUGAAAAACAAUAAUAAAUGUUCG
This is a messenger RNA of Acanthopagrus latus (yellowfin seabream), 7240 nucleotides long. Its product is annotated as myosin heavy chain, fast skeletal muscle-like. The transcript is spliced from 39 exons. The record is from RefSeq and is a predicted model, not a curated record. Lineage: Eukaryota; Metazoa; Chordata; Actinopteri; Spariformes; Sparidae. The coding region runs from base 427 to 6270 and encodes 1947 amino acids. Gene Ontology annotation, molecular function: ATP binding; actin filament binding; cytoskeletal motor activity. Gene Ontology annotation, cellular component: myosin complex.